CAUACCAUCGAUAUGCCAGCACUCGGGUUUGGUACACUGAUUCCCGAUGCGGCAGAAACAAUAACAGCUACCAGGGACGCACUGAAGGCUGGAUUCCGGCACUUCGAUUGCGCAGAACGCUAUCAAAACGAGCGUGAGGUAGGUGAGGCUUUACAAGCCGGACUUGCAGCUGAAGGCCUUAGCCGCGAAGACAUUUUUUUGACCACCAAGUUGUGGAAUACGAAUCAUCGCCCGGAUCGUGUUGAAGCAGCAUUUGAAGCAAGUUUAGACAGACUUGGAAUCAGCUAUCUGGAUCUCUACCUCAUUCAUACUCCAUUUGCAUUUCAGCCAGGAGAGGAGCAGGAUCCGCGUGACGAAAAUGGAAAUGUUAUUUACGACCGUGAAGUGACUUUACUUGACACCUGGAGAGCGAUGGAGCAUCUUGUGGACAGCGGCAAAUGCAGGUCUAUUGGAUUGUCUGACAUUAGUUUGGAAGAACUUUUGCCGAUCUAUGAAUCAGCGAGAAUCAAACCAGCGGUGAUCCAGGUCGAAGCACAUCCUUAUUUGCCUGAAACGGAGCUUUUGGAAUUCUGCAAGGAGAAAGGGAUUGUGUUUUUGGCUUUCGCACCUCUAGGUCACGGAAUAAGACCCGGGCUACUCGAAGACCCGGUUAUUUUGGCAAUUGGUGCACGGAUUGGAAAAACGCCUGCACAGGUAUUGUUAGCCUGGGCAGUUCAACGUGGUACGGCUUUGCUGACCACACCUAAAACUGCAGACCGUGCAAGAGAGAAUUUUGACAUCUCUAGCUUGCCGCAAGAUGCAUUUGAUGAAAUCAAUCGUAUU
Messenger RNA from Tuber aestivum (summer truffle), 822 nucleotides. The record is from the annotation of a GenBank genome assembly. Lineage: Eukaryota; Fungi; Ascomycota; Pezizomycetes; Pezizales; Tuberaceae.